This is a messenger RNA of Exophiala mesophila, 1244 nucleotides long. RefSeq lists its product as uncharacterized. NCBI's taxonomy places the organism in Eukaryota, Fungi, Ascomycota, Eurotiomycetes, Chaetothyriales, Herpotrichiellaceae. The coding region runs from base 122 to 1048 and encodes 308 amino acids. The record is from RefSeq and is a predicted model, not a curated record. Gene Ontology annotation, cellular component: intracellular anatomical structure. Gene Ontology annotation, molecular function: oxidoreductase activity, acting on NAD(P)H, oxygen as acceptor. The transcript is spliced from 4 exons.
CCAACGGAUACUAGAUAUAAGAACCACAUGGUCCAUGGAUCAUAAAGGUCGUCUUUAGCAGUGUUCACUCAUUCUUCAAACAGACCUCACAACUUCCUUGACUAGACUUAUUUCUACAGCCAUGGCAUCCAUCGACGACCUAUUCUAUACCCAUCCCUUUCAAAUAACCAAACAAAUUCGACGUGACGUGUAUGAAUACAUAUCGCCCUCAAACCCAUUAAACAAACAAUCCGGCAAAAUCAUUGUCAUCACUGGCGGCGGAACUGGCAUUGGUGCAUCAAUAUCACGGAUCUGGAUCCAAGCUGGAGCUGAAGGAGUCGUCAUCGCCGGCCGACGGAAAGAUGUUCUCGACAAAACCGUGCAAGAAUUGAAAGGAAUUGCCCCCGCAGGCACAAAAGUCCUCGGCGUGCAAGCAGAUGUAGUGCAAGAAAGUGAUAUGAAGGGUCUUUUUGAAACAGUAAAGACCACUUUUGGCCGCACUGCAGAUGUCGUGGUAGCAAAUGCUGGAUAUGUUCCACCGUCAACCUUGGUUGCUGAGCAAGAUAUCAGUACAUGGUGGCAAGGCUAUGAAGUCAAUGUCAAAGGACUGCACAACACUGCGGUACAAUGGAUUCGCAGCCAACACAACCCCAAGGAACCUCAAGGAACAUUCAUCAGUGUGAGUUCAGCGUUAGGUGGGUUCGCAUUUCCUGGGGGCAGUAGCUACGGUAGUUCGAAACUGGCAGGUCAUCGAUAUGUCGAAUAUCUCGGUCUGGAAUACCCCAAGAUUCGAACAUUCAUAACAAUACCCGGCAUCGUUGCGACAGAGGCUCUUGAAGAAUGGCUACUGCCAUAUGCGAAGGAUUCGGUCGAGCUGACUGGUGCUUUGAGCUUGUAUUUGUCAACGAAUCGGGCUGACUUUCUCAAGUCCUCGCUGAUCAGCGUGAACUGGGAUGUCGAAACCCUUGAGCGUCAUCAGGAUGAGGUGCAGCGCGGAGCUCUGAAGUUGCGAUGGGUCGGGCAGCUACCGCGGACCGAAGGUGGUGAACAGGGCAGUCUCUGGGAGUAGCAUGCUGGGAGUCGAGGGUGACAGCAGGGAGGAUAUGACUAUUUGAUGAGAUAGGAGGAAGAUGGGUGCGGAAUGGAAGUUGCUGGAUGAGAUCAGCAUCAUUCUAUAUCCGUACGCAUAAACUUAUCGUGGCCGAUAGAGGUUGGAAACGACUUUGUAUAUAGUUCUGAAUGCGAUCAUAGAUGACUUCGUGGUA